Messenger RNA from Drosophila mojavensis, 1754 nucleotides. Its product is annotated as putative gustatory receptor 93c. The record is from RefSeq and is a predicted model, not a curated record. The transcript has 2 exons. Gene Ontology annotation, biological process: sensory perception of taste. Bases 471 to 1754 code for a protein of 427 amino acids. Lineage: Eukaryota; Metazoa; Arthropoda; Insecta; Diptera; Drosophilidae. Gene Ontology annotation, cellular component: membrane.
CGCUCUGGAUUGAUUUAGGUGAUUUAAAUAUUAUACAAAAAUACUAUAAAUAUUGAAUAUGUUUAAUACUAGUAGAGACUUUAGCAUAUUCCACAUCAACAAAUCUUUGAAUGAUAAGAUAGAGUGCAGAGAUUAGAGAUAGAGUUUGCCGUGUUUGGUAAUAAGUAUAAGUUUGGAUACAUAAGCUUAAAGUGAUAUGGAAUGUGUCAAUAUUGUAAAUAUUUUGAUCGUAUCAAUGAAUAUGCAAUGCAGAUAUUAGCUCUAAAUUCAAUUAUCGUAAUACAAACCAUUUUCAAUAGCUAUGAAAUUAUUUCCAAUAACAACAAAACGCACUGGAGUCCGCAGCCUUAUCAAAAUAUUAUUCCUACUUGCCAUUAGCUUAAUGAACCCUCAAGAUAAGUGGACAUAUGUAGACCGACCUUGACCAAGCAGUCAGUCAUACAUACACAGACUCAUACACAUAUAAAUGUAUGUAUGUAUAUGUAUGUGUGUGUAUGACUGUGCAUGGGCUUAUAAAUAUUGCCAGGCACUGCAACAUUACAACAUUCCGCAAAUUCCCUCGCUUAGUCAUGUUCGGUCGGCGUCGCCAGCUGAGCGCCUCCUCGCUCUCCGCGAGCAUCUUGCAUGUAGGUUUUCGUUAUGCCACAUUUCUGGGAAUCAUCUGUUUUGGCAUCGAGGGCAAUCGCACCGAUGGCUGCCUGGUCGCCCAGAACCGCUUCUGGUAUAAGCGGUUCUGUCUGCUAACACGUUUGCUAAUAUGCGUCAUUUAUGGCUAUCUGAGUCUGGAUUACAUCUUCAUUCUGGAUAACUCCCAUUUGAUUAUACUGUCCUGGAUUCGGUUGGUGUGCUGCCUGAUCUGUGCCUUUGUCACUCUGACAUUGCAAUUCUGGUUUGGGCAACAUGUGCUCCGAGUGGUCAACAGUUAUUUGAGGCUAUUUCGCAAGGUCAACGCGCUGCCCGGCAGCCAGGCGAGCGGCUUUGGCGGUAGGCGGGAGUUGAGUUUGUUGAUCUUCAAGAUGAUUUGCCUCAUGAACGAAGUGUUCUGCGAAAUUCCGGAAUUGUUCAACGGCUUAAAUAUGCGACUCUUUGUAACCAUACUGUGUGAACUAUACGUUAACACCAAUGCCACCAUGAUCGGUCACCUCUGCUUUGUGGGCUACCUCAGCGUGGGCGCCCUCUACGCCCGGGUCAAUCAUUACGUGCGGCACGAGCUGCGACGCCAGCUGCAAGGACUGGAGCAGCUCAAUGGCAGUGAAGUGAGUCGACGACAGCUAAGGGCCGCUGGCUGCCGACUGGACCAGUGUCUGGCCAUCUACGAUGAUAUCCAGCGGGUGGGCAGCGCGUUUCAUCGGCUGAUGGAGCUACCGCUAUGCCUCAUACUGCUCUUCGCCUUCUUGAGCAUGACAUUGGUGUCCUACUUCAUCAUGCUGCAGCGAUUUCGUAAUGUGGGGCUCUGGUUGCUAGUGGCUCGAUUGUUCUUCGAUGUGGUGCUGCUGACACUGGCCAUUCAUGGUGCCAGCAGCAGUUCCCGCGUGGUGCGCCGACUAAGCUUCGAUAAUUGCUACGUAACGGAACGCAACGAUUGGCACAUGAAGCUGGAGAUGUUUUUGGGUCGGUUGAAUUUUUUCGAGUUCCGAGUGCGUCCACUGGGACUAUUUGAGAUCUCCAACGAGCUGAUAUUGGUCUUUUUGUCUGGACUCGUAACAUAUCUAACAUACAUAAUACAAUAUGGCAUGCAAUCGAAUAAGAUUUGA